Serpula lacrymans var. lacrymans S7.9 is the source of this 2019-nucleotide messenger RNA. RefSeq lists its product as uncharacterized. Gene Ontology annotation, molecular function: long-chain fatty acid-CoA ligase activity. Lineage: Eukaryota; Fungi; Basidiomycota; Agaricomycetes; Boletales; Serpulaceae. The transcript has 15 exons. Gene Ontology annotation, biological process: long-chain fatty acid metabolic process. Gene Ontology annotation, cellular component: membrane; endoplasmic reticulum. The coding region runs from base 1 to 2019 and encodes 672 amino acids. The record is from RefSeq and is a predicted model, not a curated record.
AUGUCCGUUAAAGUAAAUAGCAUUCCUUUGCCCGAUAACAUUGACUACAAGAAACAGUCAAUACCCGUCCCUGGAACGAAGAAAGCUGGGCAGACAGCUCAUUACCGCAACGCCAUUUACGGUCUUCUGGACCAUGAUAUUCCCAAUGCCUUUAAAACCCUUCCCGAGAUAUUCGACAAUGGCUAUCUCCUCGGAAAAGGUGCCAGAUUUCUCGGCCACCGACCUGUGAUAUCCACAAGCCCCCUCAAGUUCGGAGAUUAUGUCUGGCAGACGUAUCCUCAAGUCGAUGUGCGCAGGCGUCGUAUUGGGAGUGCUCUCGAGACAUUGUUUAAGAAUGGUGUGCUUGGAGGCGGUAGUGACGGCUUGCAGACUGUCGGUAUUUGGUCUCAAAACAGGCCAGAGUGGCAAUGUGUUGAUCUCGCCCUCCAUGCUUACAAUAAAAUUGGAGUCAGCCUUUACGACACUCUGGGAAAAGAUUCAGUGGAAUAUAUCGUCAACCACGCGCAGCUUACCGUGGUCUUUGCUACCUCAAAUCACAUACCCGCUCUCCUGAAAACUGCUUCAAAAAUACCAGUUCUGAAGAUGAUUGUAUCAUUUGACCCGUUGUCUCCCCAGGUAAAAGAUGCUCUAGUUUCAUGGGGUGAAACUGUGGGCGUUCAGAUCAAGGAGUUGAGCGAGAUCGAGGAAUACGGCGAGGCCAAUCUCAUUGACACUAUACCCGCUAAACCCGAUCAACUAGCGUCAAUCUGUUAUACCUCUGGCACGACAAGCAACCCCAAAGGUGUUGUUCUAACUCAUGCCAACCUUGCCUCUGCCGCAUACUCCAAUCUCUUUGGCUAUGUGUAUCCUGAGAACUCUACAACCAUCUCUUACCUCCCUCUGGCACAUAUCUACGAGGCAAUUGUCGAGUUGGCAACCAUAGCUAUAGGUGGCUGCAUUGGCUUCUUCACCGGAGACCCAUUGCGUCUCCUUGAGGAUGCCCAACUUCUUAAACCGCACGUCUUCCCAUCCGUGCCGCGUGUUCUUAACAGAGUCUAUCAAGCUGCCAUGGCUGCUGGUAAUGUUCCUGGCAUCAAGGGCGCAAUCUUCAGGACAGCUGUGCAGACAAAGUUAGAUCAGUUGCAUCGCACAGGUGCGAACACUCACGCGCUAUGGGAUACUAUAGUUUUCCGGAAGAUUCGUGCUGUUCUGGGAGGUAAUCUUAUGCUAGUAACCUCUGGUUCAGCGCCAAUCAGCGCCGAGGUGGUAGAUUUCCUGAAGAUAGCGCUUUAUUGCGAAGUUACUGAAGGUGACCCUUCUUGCGGCGGCACUAUCGGGCCCCCUCAGCCUGUAAACGAGCUGAAACUCGUCGAUGUACCCGAAAUGAACUAUACGUCCGAGGACAAGCCCAACCCUCGUGGCGAACUCUGCGUUCGAGGAGCAAACUGUUUCGUGACGUAUUACAAAGACGAGAAAAACUCACGAGAUACGGUGAAAGAUGGCUGGAUACACACCGGUGACGUCGCUGAGGUCGACACUUAUGGCAGGUUCAAGAUCAUCGACCGUGUCAAGAACAUCAUGAAACUUGCUCAGGGCGAGUACGUCGCGCUGGAAAAGAUUGAGAACAUGUACAGCACGUGUCCUAUCGUUUCCCAGAUCUACGUCCACGGCGACUCGUUGCAGUCAUACCUCCUUUCCGUCGUGAUACCCGAGCCUGCUGGGCUAGCAGCGCUGGCAUCUGAUGUGCUUGGUACCAAGAUUUCACCAGAGAAUACCCUGGCGCUUGAGAAAGCAAUCAAAGACCCCCAAGUCGUGGCUGCCGUCCUAAAGGUGUUGACAACGGAAGCGAAGAAAAACCAACUCAAAGGUUUUGAAACCGUGAAACGGAUUCACCUCAGCUUGAGUCCAUUCUCCGUCGAAGAUAGCACCAUGACGCCCACAUUUAAGUUACGACGUAAAGAUGCCUUCGCCAAGUACAAGGCUGAACUCGAGGCUUUAUAUGCAUUGGGUGAACCAAAGCACGAAACAACCAAGCUUUGA